Molecule: messenger RNA, 290 nt
Organism: Entrophospora sp. SA101
Lineage: Eukaryota; Fungi; Glomeromycota; Glomeromycetes; Entrophosporales; Entrophosporaceae
Source: the annotation of a GenBank genome assembly
GCUCAGGAUUAGCACCAGAGCGUAUCAUGAAAAACGUUAAACAAGUUUUUUGUGGUAGUUGGAAUUCGUUUGUUAUUGAUGAAAAUAAUAAAUUAUACGUAUGGGGACUUAACAACUAUGGCCAAUGUGGAUUUGAUCCUAAAAAGAAGGAAUCAAUAGUAUGUCCUACACUACUCGAUCUUGGUUAUGAUGGUACUGUUAAAGAAGUUGCUGCUGGACAGCACCAUGCAGUUAUACUGUUUGAAGAUGCUUUUACACUUUCAGUGAAGUGGGAAGGGAACCAUCAUUAA